This is a messenger RNA of Sciurus carolinensis (gray squirrel), 9400 nucleotides long. It is a transcript of the gene Cdh18, whose product is annotated as cadherin 18. Lineage: Eukaryota; Metazoa; Chordata; Mammalia; Rodentia; Sciuridae. The record is from RefSeq and is a predicted model, not a curated record. Gene Ontology annotation, biological process: homophilic cell-cell adhesion; cell-cell junction assembly; calcium-dependent cell-cell adhesion. Gene Ontology annotation, molecular function: cadherin binding; calcium ion binding. The transcript is spliced from 14 exons. Gene Ontology annotation, cellular component: adherens junction; catenin complex; plasma membrane. Bases 714 to 3086 code for a protein of 790 amino acids.
AUCAGGGUGAAAAGGAGAGAGAGAGGGAGAGAGAGGGACGCAAGGUGCAGAGGCAGCCCAGGUCCGUGGCAUCUCUGUGACUGCUGGUGCCUGGUAAUCUUGCUUCCAGCUCCCUCAGUCAACAACUUACUGAGGUGCCUUUUCUUUUGUAAAAAGAUGUCAGCUCUGAGACCCAGCAAGAAAUAACAGACUUCACCUUGGAAUAGCUCCUCUUACUCCUGCAUCAUUAAAGUGGAUUUUGGAAAGAAAAGAAAAAUCAAGCCUCAUCCCAGCCCUUCCUCAUUCCAGCACUGAACAGAAACAGUUUCAUGCUGCAGGAUUCAAGCACAGCAAUAUAUAAGACUAUAUAUCACCAAAUAUUCAUAAAGGGAAUUGUAAGAGUGGAUAAAUACGCAUCUGGUAAAGAAACUAGAAGAGGCAAGCCCUGGAACUGACUCUUGGAGAACCAGAAAGAGGUAGAAAAUGUUUACCUGUGUUCUCCUACUGUGAAGACUUGGAAUCCUCAGACAACUCAACUUUGAUUCCUCAAGUGUUUCAGGAUGUAAAUAUGGUCUGAUCUUUCCCUGAUGGGCAGUUAAAUCAUGGACUUGCUAAAUAAUUUACUUUGGACUGUGCUUCCAAAGGAUGCUGUGGCUUCCCUCUUGAAUGCUGACUAAGCAUUUGUAGCACACCAGGAAAAGAAGGAGAACUGUGAACUGGCAAGUUAUCUUACAAUGAAAAUUACGAGCACAUCUUGCAUCUGUCCAGUCCUAGUGUGUCUCUGUUUUGUGCAGAGGUGUUAUGGAACUGCUCACCACGGCUCCAUCAAGGUGACCAAAAACCAAACUAAACACAUUGAAGGUGAAACAGAAGUCCACCAUCGUCCCAAAAGGGGAUGGGUGUGGAAUCAGUUCUUUGUUUUAGAAGAACAUAUGGGACCAGAUCCACAAUAUGUUGGAAAACUGCACUCCAAUUCUGACAAGGGUGAUGGUUCUGUCAAGUACAUCCUGACUGGAGAAGGGGCUGGGACUAUAUUCAUCAUUGAUGAUACCACGGGGGACAUCCACUCGACCAAGAGUCUAGACAGAGAGCAGAAGACACACUACGUGCUUCAUGCCCAGGCUAUUGAUAGACGGACAAACAAGCCUCUGGAACCUGAAUCUGAGUUCAUCAUCAAAGUGCAAGAUAUCAAUGACAAUGCUCCAAAGUUCACAGACGGACCGUACAUUGUGACUGUGCCUGAAAUGUCAGAUAUGGGUACCUCUGUUCUACAGGUGACAGCUACUGAUGCAGAUGACCCUACCUAUGGAAACAGUGCUCGAGUGGUUUACAGUAUUCUGCAGGGACAACCCUAUUUCUCCGUAGAUCCAAAAACAGGAGUUAUUAGAACAGCCUUACAUAACAUGGACAGAGAAGCCAGAGAACACUACUCAGUGGUCAUUCAAGCCAAAGACAUGGCUGGUCAAGUCGGAGGGCUCUCUGGAUCUACAACAGUCAACAUCACCCUGACAGAUGUCAACGACAACCCACCACGAUUUCCACAGAAGCACUAUCAACUGUAUGUUCCUGAGUCAGCUCAAGUUGGCUCCGCUGUUGGAAAAAUAAAGGCGAAUGAUGCGGACACUGGUUCCAACGCUGACAUGACCUACUCCAUCGUGAAUGGUGAUGGUGUUGGGGUGUUUUCCAUCUCCACCGACAAAGACACCAGGGAGGGAAUCCUUUCCUUAAAGAAGCCACUGAACUAUGAGAAAAAGAAGUCAUAUACCCUCAACAUAGAAGGAGCCAAUACACACCUGGAUUUUCGAUUUUCCCACCUGGGUCCUUUCAAAGAUGCAACCAUGCUGAAGAUCAUUGUUGGGGAUGUAGAUGAACCACCACUAUUUUCCAUGCCUUCUUACGUAAUGGAAGUCUAUGAAAAUGCCAAGAUUGGUACCAUUGUUGGCACAGUUUUGGCGCAAGAUCCAGACAGUGCUAAUAGUUUAGUAAGAUACUUCAUUAACUACAAGGCUGAAGAUGAGCGAUUUUUCAACAUCGAUGCCAAUACUGGAACCAUUAAGACAUCAAAGGUUCUUGACAGAGAAGAAACUCCAUGGUACAACAUCACAGUUGCUGCUUCAGAAAAUGACAAUCCUGAUUUGCUGAGCCAUGUCACAGUGGGUAUUAGAGUUCUGGAUGUCAAUGACAAUCCACCCGAACUUGCCAGGGAAUAUGAUAUUGUUGUCUGUGAAAACUCUAAGCCGGGCCAGGUUAUUCACACCAUCAGUGCCACCGAUAAAGAUGAUUUUGCCAAUGGACCCAGAUUUAACUUCUUUCUUGAUGAGCACCUGUCCAUCAACCCAAACUUCACCCUUAAGGACAAUGAAGAUAACACAGCCAGCAUUCUGACCAGGCGGAGGAGAUUUAGUCGAACUAUUCAGGAUGUGUAUUAUCUGCCCAUUAUGAUCUCUGAUGGUGGAAUCCCCUCUCUCAGCAGCAGCAGCACCCUCACCAUCAGGGUUUGUGCAUGCGAGAGAGAUGGGCGCGUGCGGACCUGCCAUGCAGAAGCCUUCCUGUCCUCGGCUGGCUUGAGUACAGGAGCCCUAAUCGCUAUCCUUCUCUGUGUUGUCAUUCUCCUGGCAAUUGUAGUCCUUUUUAUCACCUUGAGGCGCAGCAAGAAAGAGCCGUUGAUCAUUUCGGAAGAGGACGUGCGAGAGAACGUGGUCACCUACGACGACGAGGGCGGCGGGGAGGAGGACACUGAGGCCUUUGACAUCACAGCCUUGAGGAACCCUUCUGCAGCCGAGGAGCUCAAGUACCGGAGAGACAUCCGGCCUGAAGUGAAGCUCACUCCCAGGCACCAGACACUGUCCACCCUGGAAAGUAUAGAUGUCCAGGAGUUUAUAAAGCAAAGACUGGCAGAAGCAGACCUGGAUCCCAGUGUCCCCCCGUAUGAUUCCCUUCAGACUUACGCCUAUGAGGGUCAGAGAUCCGAAGCUGGGUCUAUCAGCUCACUGGAUUCAGCAACGACACAAUCAGACCAGGAUUAUCAGUACCUUGGAGACUGGGGGCCGGAGUUUAAAAAGUUAGCUGAACUUUAUGGAGAAAUAGAUUCUGAAAGAACAACUUAGGGGGCCAAUUCUCACGACCUUGUAGAAUCUGCUUCCUCAGCAAGUGGAGACAUAACCUCAGCAACGACAAGGCAUAACCAUGGAAACAGUACUGGAACUGAGCAAGCUGUACACAGCUCCUGUAGAAACAAGUGCCCUUUCCACAAUCAAAACUGGGUUAUUUAAUUGGAAGAAAGUCCAAUAUUAAAAAAAAAAAAAAAAAAAGCAGAGAAAAAUCUAUUGUUCCUUGUGUAUAUUUUCAAUUGCUCAAUAAAGUCUGUGGUACUGUUUAAUUAAGAAUACCUGAAAAAAGCCAAACAAUGAAUAUUUGUUUCCAUAUUUUGUGAUUUUUUUUUCCUAAAGCAAAACUACACAAAGGGGCUCAAAAUCACUGACAACUAUGACUUUUAGGGGUGGUUCACUGCAAAAGGAAACUCAUGAAGGUAACCAUGACCUCUUUUCCACUUUUUUGAGUGGAGUCUCCAGAGCCACACGUGGUUGUGAGAGAUCCCAUUAGCCUUGUCUGUGUUCACAUUGCAUACGGUGUUCCCCCUUCAGACCACUCUGUCAUGGACUUGUAUCAUUUCCCUCUGCCCUCCCCACUUCUUUUCUCCAUACAAAAUUGAUGGAGCAUGGGGAUUUGCUGCCUGCACUAUAAUGUAUGCAACUCGGGUGUACCAGAUGUGCACCGUACUGAGAAGGAGACAAUUGUCUCUUCUCAGCUGCCCGCCUUUAUUUUAACAGGAGAUCCCCCCUUUUUUUUAAAUCAAUAGAAUGAAUUGUUGAAGGUAUACUUUGAAAAUCUGAUAAGUCAGGGAAAGUUUUAAUUUUACGAAUAGCUACAAACCUUAUCCUGUACAAAAUGUUGAGGAACGUUUUAUUUUUUUCCCUUUGUUUUCGAAAACUGAAAUCCUCAAUUUUAAUCAUUCCUUUAUCUAAAACUUGUCAAUAUUUUGCUGAUUGGUUUACACAUCAGUCUAAUGCAUUUUCCAUUUUCAUCAUAGAUAGCCAUCCAAAAUAUGUACCUCACAUGCUAUCAUAGUCUAAAAGGACUGUCCUUCAACUAGCAUAAACAUAGACUCAUGGUUGACUGAUUCUUUUACACGGGUUCAGACUUUCUCAGUCUCACUAACUAAUUAAUCCUUACGUGUUUGAUGUCUACAAAGGAAUGUGUAGGACUGGGCACAAAAAGUAAGAGUUUCACACUUAUUAUCCUUGGACACAUGCCUGAAUGUCUCUGAAAUUCAGGAUCCAAAAGUUCAAGAUAGACAUGGAGUGACUUCCCUGCCUACCUCACAGGGCUGUUGUGAGGAUCAUAUAAGCAUCUGUAAAACCGCUUUGACCACUGCAAAGGAUUCUGCUCCUUACAUGUUUGCAGACAUUAAUUUUCUAAUUCCAUUACCUUAUAAAUAUAUAUUUACAUACAUUUUACAUAAAAUAUUAUAUUACCAUGGGAGAAUGUCAUGAAAUCAUCAACAGUGAUGUUACUGUUUAACUAAAUAUGUAAUGCACAAGUCUGAUUAUUUCAGUAUUUUCCUAAAUAAUCUCAUUUCUUACUAUUUCUGGGGGCUUUUUUUUUUUUCCAAAUUGUUUUGGAUAAUGUUUUGUUGUUGUUUGUUGCUAUUGAUCUCGAAGUAAAUAAUCAUAGCAUAAUGGUCCUAUUUUCUAAAGUGAUCCCAUCUGUGUAUUCAGUUAAAUUAGAAUUUUUAAAUCCAUGAAAUAAGAAUUAUGUGAUUUGGGAGAUUUCUUUUUUUCUCUUUAAAUUUUUCAUGGUCUAGGGUCUCCAAAAGUCACAUGACAUUUUGUGUAAUUCUACCCAUGUGCAAAAUUUUGGAUUCGCAACUGCCCUGUGCUAUCAUAUUUCAGUUUUGAGGUUUGGGAAGAAAGUAAGUUUAAUUUGAAUAAUUCUCAAUUUGUGUUUUAAGCCUGAGGAAUAAAAUGUAAUUUAAGGUUUUUACAACAUUUUAGCUUCCCAGAUGCUGCUUUAUCAUUUUUUAAAUCAUAACGGUGUGCGUCCCAGUGUAGAGCUAAAUCCAAAGAGACAGGAGGGCUGGGGAAGAGCCUCUGGACACACAGGUCUGAUCUUGCUAAGAGUGGACUACAUUAGUCUUGAAAGGAUAGCAAACCUCGGAGAACGACUGUGUACUGUGGUCCUGAUGUCCUGACUUUCCUAUUUCAAAAGGAGGAGGAAGGUCAGGAUUCGGAAGUCCAUUCAGCUUUGAAUUUAGAUUUUGAUAAACCAUCCAUGGCUUUUUAUUUUUGAAAUAUUGACCUCAUAACUUUACCAAUGAGGGUUUGAAAGAUGAAAAUGUGUGUUUUCAUUUAACCAUUUACAUGAAGCUUAAGGUUCUCUGUCUGGUUUUUGGUACUCGAAUAUUUCCCUGAUUUUGAAGAAUAAAGCACUCCAGUCCAGUUUGUUUUAAAUUAUACCUUAGAGUGAUGACACAUUGAUUCCAAGUUCCUGAUAUUGAAUCUAAAUAUGAAGUCAAAAUGGAUCAUCUGUAGUUUGGAAAUAUAUAUUCAUGUUGAUUUAUUUUAAAAUUUUAUAAAUGAGAGUAUUCCAAGUACUUUUUUACAUGAACUUGGAAAUUAGGCAAGUAUAUUCUUACAAGUUGAGAUUGGAUCUCAUUUAUUGUCUUCUAUUACUCUGAGUGAAGAAAAUAGUAGUGAUAUUUAAAUGCUCUGUAAAUUGACCAGUUAUUUAACAGUAGAUACAUUACUAUAACAUCUCCAGUUGAUCAGUUUUGGAAGAAAGUUCUCAUAGAGUUUUGAGAGUCAAGUCUAUACAUUGACUCUAUGCUUUGACUGUCCACAAAGAAUCAGCUAUGGACUCACAUGUCAAUAAUGUCUCUGCACAUUUCCGAAAGUUUAGUUGAUACUUAUAGACCUAAAUUUAAAAAAAUCUUCAAAAUCAAAUUAAUGCUUUCAUUCAUAAAGCAAUUUUCAGAUUCUUUACAAAUGGUGACUGAUAAGCUAAAUUGUAAUAGUAUGCCAAUGUUUUUAUCUAGAGUAUUUCCUAGCAGUAUUUUUUAAUUUCAAAUAUUUUAUGCAAACACUGAGAAAUUAAAAGGAUUUGCAGAAAUCACUGAAGACCUAUUAUCAGAAAUUAUUUCUAUGACAAUGUUGUACAAACACAGAUUUGAAGAAGAGACACAGGAGGAAAUUACAACCAAAAUAGAGCUUUACACAGAGGUAAAGUGUGACUUUUCUCUGGUACAAACGAGGCUAUUCUGAAUGAAGUUAUAUUCACUUAACCACAUGGGUACACACAUAUAUAUGUAUAUGUCUUCUUAAAGAAAGUUUGGAGAAUAAAAUAAUAUUCAAAACAGAUGUGGAUAUUAAUGUGAUCAAAUAUGUGAUUAAUAUAAAGUUUUAGCAGAAGAGUCACUACAAACAGAUGACUCAAAAUGAAUUUUUGACUUUAUCCAGCCUAAUGUACACAAUGCACACAGUGCCAGUGGUAAAUACUAAGAACUAAGGACUUGGAUCCUUGGGAUACACUUCAGUAAGAAAUCUUCAUAGGAGGAGGAGGUGCUUUGGGUCCACCAUUAUGAGUAAUGCAGAAGAUUUGAUAUGCAAUUAGUCAUUGUUCCCUUUAUUCCCACACAUAUCUACCUACAAGUUUAAUUUGGUGUCUCCUUUCUGGUUUAGCUGAAUACAGGAAAAAUAAGCAAAAAUUCAAAGAGACUUAUUUCAGAGACACCAAGAAGUGCAAGUUUACUAAGUAUGCUAAUAGAACAUGCUUGCACCCAAUACUUUUGGGGUAAGUCAUUGUAUAUUAGCAUGGAAAUAGCUUGAUCAGUUUCUUGACAAAUUGGAACUCCAGAGCUAGUUAUUCUGGAAAAGGGUAGAGUCCCACUUUUCAAAUUCAAUUUGUGCUUAGCUUCUAGGUAUGUUAUUGAAUUGAAUAACUUGCUUUCAAUUUCAAGAAUUAAAAAAAAAAAAGUCAGAGCAUAUAUCUUAGAAAAUAUAUCACUCAGAUUCAAACUUCUUUCUCUCUCAACCUCUCUCUCUGUCUCUUACCCUUUAUGAGUAAAAAAUAAAAUAAAUAAAAUAAAAAUUAUGCAAAGGAAAUAAAACCAUUUCAACUUUUAUUUUGUACCUCAUCUGCAGAAGCUAAUCUUAUAAACCCUGCAGCCAAAGGAAUCUUACAACCAUUUGAAGAUGACAAGCACAGAACCCAAUCAUUUUUCAAAGUUCCCAAAUAUUUAAUUUUAAAAUGACAAUGUUAAAUUCAAUGAUUUUUGAUAUAUCAAAGGCAUAUUCCUAUUCUGGUUUAUGGAAAUGAAAGAUGUAGUGAGGCAGUCAUUUUUUUUAAUAAAAGAAAAAAAUCACAGAAAAAUUUUAAAAAAGUUUUCAUUGUAUCAUUGAUAAAAAUAAAAGGAAAAAAUUCUCACUCUAGGGAAGAAUCGUUACAUUUAUCUACUUUAUUGUGUUCAUGGAAUUAAAGAUUUUUUGGUCUGCAAUACUGCAGAGACAUCAAAACUUAUUUUACUGACGAUUAAUUUUAAACUCUGAGGUGAAAGUGAAUGGAGAAAAUGUGCAUUCAAUGGUUCUUGAAAUUAGUUCCUCUGAGAAAGGCAAGGUGCCAUUUAUACAUUGCAGUUCAUAAGAUGGUUCAGUCUCAAGGUCCAGCAAUACUAGCUCUGAAAGUAAGAAAACAUCAUUAUAGUUUCACCCUAAUAAUUUCAUCAAGGCAAUUUUUGUUAUACCAAAAGCACUUCAAAUUUGUUGCUCUAAAUCAUCUAUUGAUCUUUCCAAAGUGCCAUUUGAAAUGUCUUAGUUCCAAAGAGAAAUUUAUUCAUCCAAGUAUUUACUGAGUUAGAUGCACUGUAUGUAACUUGCACUCUAUGGUUAAAAAAAAAAAGAAGAAGAAGAAAAAAUGAUAGUAUUCAGGGACUAAGAGAGCGCAUAAAAAAAUACAUCCUGGUGAUGCUUGUUAUCAUCCAUCUAAUUAAGUUCUUUUUAGAAAAUCAAGACCUGUACCCAAAACUAUGAACUUUUUAUUUGUGUGGGCAAAGAAAUAUAAGGCACAGUGGCCAGUGUUAAUAGAGGCACAGAAGUGACAUCCUGAAAGGGCACAGCAACACAGUGAAACUAUGCUAAUAAGGUGCAAUAGCAGAGGUCUUCUUUAAGUCAGGGGGAUCAACAAGUGGUAAGAAGGAUGCAGAGUGAGAUAGAAACACAGAUCAGUUAAAGCCAAUGUCAAAUGGUAAAUGAUUGUUUAUGGACUAGAGGAUUCACGCAGGGAAAUAAUGAUAAUGCAAGACAUUAAGAGAAGGUGCAUAUAAACUUCAGGCGAUUGAGUGAAACUCAUUAUUUAGCCAAGGUAACUGAGUUUAUUCUACCCCAAACAAGAAAGUCAUCAUGACUAGAACUUUCUUUCCAGAAAUUGCAUCUUUCAUUAUCAUCUUCCAGUCCAUAAAGAGGUGUUAGAGGAAAACUCUUGAGUUAUUCAUGUACCUACAGAGACCAUCGAAGACCAUUUUAAUUCUUUCCAGAAAAUAAAACUUGGGCUCAAACUGUGAGAAGUUUCUGACCAGACACAGGUAACAUAUAUUUCAAGAUUGAUUGUUGGACUCUCAGAAGUGUGUCUAUUUAUUUAUUCCAGUAAAAAUAAAGUGAGAAUGAGGAAAAUUUGUGUUUUUAAGAACAAAAUUUGUUUGUAUAAUUUUUUAGCAGUUGUGUUUCUAUUCCAUAGUCAUUAUUUUAGGCAUAAAAAUAUUUUGAACUAAAAAAAUUCAAAAACCACAGACCAAAUUGCUCCCUUAUUAUAAUUAAAAUGGUUAUUCUAUAAUGAAUUAUUCUGGAUGCUUAGCAACACAGAAUUUCACGUAUUCUCCUGUUUCAUUAUAUUUUACGUUGAGAUGUAUUUCACAACGUGACUGCCAUACAGCAUGAAAUUUCAGUGAUUUGUUAGUAUGACAGGUAGACAGCCUGAGAUUUCUACUUUUGUAUUUUCCAUUUCUCACUUGUUCUUUUUCCGCAUUUACUUGCCUAUUUUUAACAACCCCUGAAAAGCUAUGUUUGAACAAUUUCCUCAUUUCAUGUGUUUUUCAGAACAAAUACAAGAAAAUGUUUUCAAAAGUAGAGUGGUUAUGUUGUUUCCAAAGUUUUGAUUUCAGUGAAUUUUCUCCACCUCUGUCACUAAUCAUGCUUUUCCUUACCAAAAAGUAAUAAAAAAAAUUUGCAUUCAGAAGAGUGCUCUGUGAUAGUUACUUUUCUGUGAACGGAGACUUCUGUUCUGUGAUGCAGUUUGGUUCAUGUAGCUUUCACAACAUUGUACAUUUUUAAGUUUUUAGAAGGCACGCCAUUUCAUUCUUCCAAAGAUAGCA